AUGUCGAAGAGUGAGGUUCCUAGUUACAGCCAAUUCGCAUGCGUGGGCACUGGGUUUGCGGGCAUUGGGCUUGGCGCGACGUUGAAACGGUGGUAUGAUAUCGGCGACAUCCAGUUCUUUGAACGAAACAACAAGCUAGGUGGAACGUGGUUUGUGAACCAGUAUCCAGGAUGUGCUUGCGAUAUUCCAAGUGCGCUUUACAGCUUCUCAUUCGAAGCCAAUCCCAACUGGAGUCGGGUUAUGCCGCCGCAGGAGGAAUUAUGGCGAUACCUGGACCACGUUGCGAGGAAGUACAACCUCACAAACAAGAUGAAGUUUGGUGUUGACGUCGAGAGAUGCGAAUGGUCAGAAGCCCGUCAACGCUGGAGAAUAACCAUUCGGCGGUACAGCGAUGACAGCAUAUUCACCCAUGAGUGCCAAUACCUGUUCACGGCCACAGGGCAGCUCAUGCAGCCGAACCCAAUCGAUGUCCCGGGAGCCGAGAACUUCAAAGGUGCCAUCUUUCAUUCUUCUCGGUGGGAUGCGAGUGUGGACAUUGAGGGCAAGAAGGUGGUUGUUUUCGGCAAUGGCUGCACUGCAACACAGCUGAUACCAGCGAUCGUGGACAAGGUGAAGCACCUCACGCAGGUGAUCCGGACGAAGCACUGGAUCAUGGAAUCAGUCGACUCUGCCAACACGACGUUCAUGAAGAAGGUGUUCGGCAGCAUUCCCGGAACCAUGACGAUCCAGCGGCUUCUCAUGUUUGCCUGGGCAGAAGACUCAUUUCGUGGGUUUUACAUGACUGAUGCCGGGACGCGCUACCGCAAAAGAGUGCAGGCGCGGGUUGAGAAGUACAUGAAAGCGACAGCACCGGAGAAAUACCACGACAAGAUCAUUCCCGAUUUUGAGCUUGGCUGCAAACGACGCGUUUUUGACUCCGGAUACCUCGAGAGCUUGCACUCGGAGAAUAUGACUCUGAUGGACGAUCCGGUCCUUGAGAUCGUACCAGAAGGAAUCAGGACCAAGGACGGCAUUAUUGAAGCAGAUGUAAUAGUCAUGUGCAACGGCUUUGUGACGAACAAUGCGGUUGGAGGGUUGAAGGUGAUUGGGCGAGGCGGCGAGACGAUCGAUCAACACUGGGAGAGCUUUGGCGGCGCAGAGGCGUACAACUGCACCAUUCUAAACAACUUUCCCAACCUUUUCGUGCUACUAGGCAGGUCUCUUUGCACGCUUCAAAUACUUCAUUAUUUGCUGACUGCGGUUAACUAG
Molecule: messenger RNA, 1248 nt
Organism: Colletotrichum aenigma
Lineage: Eukaryota; Fungi; Ascomycota; Sordariomycetes; Glomerellales; Glomerellaceae
Product: Baeyer-Villiger monooxygenase
Exons: 2
Coding region: 1-1248 (415 amino acids)
Molecular function (GO): flavin adenine dinucleotide binding; N,N-dimethylaniline monooxygenase activity; NADP binding
Source: RefSeq, a predicted model, not a curated record